Meloidogyne enterolobii is the source of this 2682-nucleotide messenger RNA. NCBI's taxonomy places the organism in Eukaryota, Metazoa, Nematoda, Chromadorea, Rhabditida, Meloidogynidae. The record is from the annotation of a GenBank genome assembly.
AUGAGAAAAAGAAAAGUAUCAGCUUCUUCUACCGCCACAAAUAAUAUUGCUGUUGUUGCUUCUAGUACUUCUCCUGGUCCUUUCAAUUUGGGGCAAAUUUUGGCAAAAUAUGGUUAUGUUCCUAGAGCGACAUUUCGUCCAAACAUUCCUCCACCAACUUCUUCUGUACUUCCACCUUUACAACCAACAACUACUGGAAUUGGAACUUUAUUGAAUGGAUUGCCACAACCAACUUCUUAUUUUACACAACCAAUUUUACGAAAUGAUAUUUGUUAUACACCUGAACAACUUGACCUUGCUUUAUUUUUACAACAACAACAACGUUAUCCAUUUCGAAGAAUACAGCAACAACUUUAUCAAGAUGCUUUAACUUUUGAAAAUCAAAAUAUUUAUGAGGUUUGUGGUAAUGUUGGUAGUGAAUGUUGUGAUAGUAAUGAAGAGGAGGAGGGAGGAGAUGGAAAUGAAGAGAAGGGAAAAGAAGAGGAAGAAGUGGGGAAAUGUGAGGAGGAAGAAGAGGAUAAAUGUGUGGAAGAAGAAGGAAAAGAAGAGGAGGAGGAGGAGAAAGAAAAUGAAGAAGCAGUUCCUCAACUUCAGUUAAAAAAUGUUGGACAAAAUGAGAAUAUUAUUCGACAACAAGCAAAAGAAACUGGUGUUGAAGUUUCACCUGUACUUGUGCCAAGCUCUAUUCCAAGAAUUACUGAUGAUCCGCGAAUUAAUGGAAAAGGAGCCUCAUCAGUAUCUAACAAUCAAGCAACAGCUGCAGCAGUUAUUAAUAGACGUAUUUCUUCUCCACCACCACAAACCCCAAUUGCCGGUGGUGGUGGUUUUAAAGGAUUCCAGCGUCAAGAAAGUGUUGAAGCUUAUCAACUUGCUAUGGCUGCAAAUGGAUUGAAUAAACAAAAACGGCAACAUUUUGAAGAGAAAAAUGAGGGAAUUGAUAAGGAAAUUAACGAAAGGUCACAAAAAUCUAUAAGAGCAAAUUCUAUUGAACAGCAAAUUCCAAAAAGCUUGUUAAAUUCUUAUGGUCCUAGACGUUCUGAAGGUCCUCAACCACAUCAACAACAAUCAUCAUUAUCUUCUCAAACUUGUAGUAAUAUUCAACAAUUGUGUCCACUUAGUGAAGCUACAAUAAGUCUAAAUUGGCGACAACAUGAACCUGGUAAUACUAAUAAACAAACAAAACAACAACAAAAACUAUCAGCUGAUUUACGCCAAACAAAUAUCCAACAGCAACAACAACAAUGGACACCUUUGCAUAGUUUAUCCCAGCAACAACAACAUUCUUCUUCAGCUUUAAUAACUAGAAACGUUCAACCUCUCCUUUCAUUAAGUCAAGCUUUAAAUUCUUCUUCGGGGCAACAACAUCCACCUUAUUCUUUUAAUCAAUUUGUGCAACAAUUACAAGCAGGGAAUACUAGAAAAAUUUUUGACCGAAAUAAAUCUUUUGGUGGACGUGAUCAAGCAAUAGUACCGCCACCAUUUAGAGGAGCACAAAACACAAAUCCUUACAAAUCUCGAACAUGGUCUACAAGCAAUAGUGAUUGGUUAAAUAAACAACAAAAACUUGGAAAUAAUGAGGGAGGAGGUCAAUGGCAAGGAGGAGGAGGUCGAAAUGUUGGAAUAAAAAGACAACAUCAACAACAGAGGUGGAUAGAGAAUGAUGGAAUUGGAAUUAAAGGAGGUUCAACUAGUAGUAAAACAGUGAUGAGACGUAGUGGAAGUGAAUAUAACGUGAAUAAUAAUACACCAAUUGUUAUGGCAAAUAAUAAUGUUUUGCUUCAACAACAACAACAACAACAACAAUUAUUUUUUGAUGAAAAAAGAGGAGAAGGAGAAAUGUUGGAGAAACAAUACCAAAGACAGCAGCAACAACAAAAUAAAUUUCAGCAACAUAGAAAGGUUAGACCUCCAUUUGCUUCAGCUAACCGUCCAACGCGACCAACAUCAAUUCGUUUUCCUGAGGGUAGCAACAUGUCAACAGAAAAAGAAUUUGGUGUUGUUAUUGACCAACAUAAUUUUUCAAACCUGAAAGGAUUAAAUAAAAUUGAUGAACAACAACAACAGCCAUCAAGUUAUAAUUUUGAAGAACAUGUAGAAGAAUUUCCAGCAUUAAGUUUAAGUCAAACAAAUAGUCGUAAAGCAUGUGAAUGUCAUUCAGAACAACCAUCACCAUCAUCACCCAAAUUGUUAUUAGACCAACAACAACAAGCUUCUUUAUUUUCAAUUAAACAACCAUUUUCUGUUGUUGUAGCAGGUGGGGGAGGAAAUGGAGGAAGGCCAAGAAGAGCAACAAUUGGAACAUCUACAGCUACGUGUACAACACCUUCGGGGAAUGGUCGAAAAAUGAAUAAUAAUGUUGAAAAUGUUUAUUUAACUGUUGGAGGAGGAGGAGAAGCAACACGUACUCCUAGAAGUGAUACAAUAAGUUGUGGAAGUGGAGGUGGGCAACAAGAGCACCAAGUAUUAUUAGGUCAGCAAAGACGAAGUUAUGCACAGGCUAUGUUAAAAAGAAAUGGUAGUGGUGUUGGUGGUUCUGUUGCUGGUGGAGAAGAAGAAAGAUCGUCUGUCUUGGCUAAAGACAGAAAGAAUUCUACAUGUAAGGAAGGCAUGGAAAACAACAACAAUCAGGAUGAUAACAACACCAAUUUUCCACCUAUUUCUUCGUUAGGCACUGAAGUUUAA